Molecule: messenger RNA, 1080 nt
Organism: Trichechus manatus latirostris (Florida manatee)
Lineage: Eukaryota; Metazoa; Chordata; Mammalia; Sirenia; Trichechidae
Gene: ANKRD9
Product: ankyrin repeat domain 9
Exons: 1
Coding region: 32-985 (317 amino acids)
Molecular function (GO): protein binding
Source: RefSeq, a predicted model, not a curated record
UCGUGAGGUCAGGAGGCGCCUAGCCGCCAGCAUGCCGUGGGAUGCGCGGCGGCCUGGGGGAGGCGCGGACGGCGGACCCGAGGGCGCGGGCGCGGCGCGCUCGCGGGCACAGAAGCAGUGCCGCAAGUCGUCGUUUGCCUUCUACCAGGCCGUGCGUGACCUGCUGCCCGUGUGGCUGCUCGAGGACAUGCGUGCCAGCGAGGCCUUUCACUGGGACGAGCGCGGCCGUGCCACCGCCUACUCACCCUCUGAGGCGCUGCUCUACGCGCUCGUGCACGACCACCAGGCGUACGCGCACUAUCUGCUGGCUACCUUCCCGCGCCGCGCGCUCGCGCCGCCCUCUGCCGGCUUCCGCUGCUGCGCCGCGCCAGGGCCGCAUGUGGCGCUGGCAGUGCGCUACAACCGCGUGGGCGUGCUUCGUCGCAUCCUGCGCACCGUGCGCGACUUCCCAGCCGAGGAGCGUGCGCGUCUGCUUGACCGGCGGGGCUGCAGCCGCGUGGAAGGCGGUGGUACUGCGCUGCACGCGGCCUGUGAGCUGGCGCGACCCGAGUGCCUCUUCUUGCUGCUUGGCCACGGCGCCUCGCCGGGCCUGCGCGAUGCCGACGGCCUCACACCACUGGAGCUGCUACUGCGCCAGCUGGGCCGCGACGCCGGGGCUGGCCCAGUUGCCGGGGCUUCGGGCGCCCCCGCCCCCGGGGAGCCGCGCCAGCACCGCCUGCUGCUGCUGGACCUACUGGCGCUGUACACGCCUGAGGGCGCCGCGGGUCCGACCCGCCGCGAGCUGCUGGGUGACCGGCUGCGCUGGCAGCGGCUGCUGGGCGAGGACAAGUUCCAGUGGCUGGCGGGCCUGGCGCCGCCCUCACUCUUCGCGCGCGCCAUGCAGGUGCUGGUCACCGCCAUCUCCCCAGGCCGCUUCCCCGAGGCCCUGGACGAGCUGCCGUUGCCGCCCUUCCUGCAGCCGCUGGACCUCACGGGAAAGGGCUAGACCACAGGGUGCCCUGGGGGCAGGGCUUGUGGGGAAAAUUAUUUUUCUGAGCGUUACACCCGACACUUUACAUAGACUGAUCUCUGUGCAGCAAA